UUCCAAUCCUCCAUUUCUUGAAUUUAAGUUCGAUUACUUUUCCCAACAUAAUUUUCGCUCAAAUUAAUACAGCCUGUUGCUCUCAAUUUGAAAUUUUCUUGGUAAUUAUCGAAAUCGAAUUGUACGGUUACGUGUCACCUACGAAUCCAUCGGAUCAAUCGAUUUCUCUUCGGACAGCAGGCCCAACCAGUGCUUCAUUCGGUUGAUGAUCUUUUUAUUGGCAUGCAUGCCUAAGAUAUGGUGUUGAAGAAAAGAAAUUAUGGAGGAUUUCAUGGUUUCCUAGCUCCUGUGGUACCUAAAGCUCCUAGAUCCCUGAGGAGGAGGAGUUUGCAUAGCAAAUCAUCAGAACGUGAUGAAAUUUGCGCAUUUGAGUUGUUGGCCGAGGUAGCUGACAAGUUAUUGCAGGAGAGUGAAAGUUCUACUUCUAGCACUGGUUCAGAAGGAAAAGAACAGAUUAGCAUUCCUAAAGAAGGCAUCAAGCAUGAACCACUUGAAGUCAACCUCAAACCUGUAAGAUCAGAGCUCCAUGAUCAGGGAAGCUGUGCCGAGAGUGAGCUUGUUGCUCCACCUACUACUCUAGAGCUAAAGCAAGAACCUCAUUCGCAGGAAUUGCCACAGUCCGAGAAUGAUUCUGGUUUGGAACGUGCUUCUAUUGUUACCGCUUCUGAUUUCGUAACAAAAGUCGGUACUAAUGUGAGAAGGGAAGCCUCUGAAGACAAGAAUGGAGUUAGUGACAUUCCUGGUAAGCCGGAGAGAGGCUCUCCUAGUCACGGGGAUUUAUGUGAUGUUAGCUUGGGUGAUAAUAGAGCUGAAAUAAAGACAGAGGCCAUAGAGAAACAAAGUGGAUGCUUGACUGCAGUUAAGACCUACAGCUUGAAGAAGCAAGUGGAAUCAUAUGUGAAUACUCGUGUGCCAAAAAAACCAACUAGUAGUGUACAGCUAUCCUUUUAUAGGGAUCCUGCUCCCAGUGCUUGUUUUCCAAGGCAUAGGGGCAAUGUGAAGAUAGAUAUUAGAGAUGAUGAUGAAAAAUAUUUUAGGUACAAUCACCAUAGCACCAGUCGGAGGGCAUUUGGGUCGCGAUCACGUGCUGGAUACAGAAGAAUAAGGAAGAUGCUGACUUCUAGAUACCGAAAAGUAGCUCCACAACUGAAAGGUUAUGAACUCUCAAACACUACUAGUGGUGGAGUUAGGUCCUUUUACCAUAAAAGGAAAAAUAUAUACAUGAGAGAACGGUGUCAAGCAGAGGCUGCAUCUAAGAAGAGGAAGCUGUUUCAUCAUAGCUCAAAAGCUGCAUACAUUCAGGAGGCAAGUACUGAAAGCAUAUCUAAUUCCCCUGAGAAGAGUGCCGGUGGAGAUAAGAGGCGACCUCAUGCUGCAUUGAACAGAGCAGGAGUGACAUCUUCAUUUAUCAGCCGAAAAGGUCCCUUUUCAUCUAAGGAUAGUCAUGGUAUACUCCCUCUCUCUCAUGUUAUGUUAAGUUCUUGUUUAACAAAUCUCUCAUGCAUGUUUUUUCUUCAUUCAGUGAAAUUUAGCAUCAAGUCCUUUAAAGUUCCAGAACUGUAUGUUGAGGUGCCUGAGACUGCAACUGUAGGUUCACUGAAGAGGACUGUCAUGGAGGCUGUCAAAGCUAUUCUACAAAGUAAAUUACAUGUAGGGGUACUUCUUGAAGGGAAGAAGGUUAGAGAUGACAAUAUAACACUCCAACAGACUGGGAUUUCCCAGAAUUGCAACCUUGAAACUUUAGGAUUUACAUUGGAGCCUAGUGUACCCGAAGCUUCUCCAUCUCUGGUUCAGAAAGAAACUCCGUUGUUGCUACCAGGCACUCAUCAACCACUAUCCAGGUCCCCUUCUAGCCCUAUUAUCGACGUAGGCUUCUCAAAUUCUCCCCUGGAUCCUCCUCCAAUAACUAGUUUGGACGAGAAGAAUCAAGAAAGUAUAACCUUCCCAGGUGAAGUAUCUACAGAAGAACGAGUGGCAGAUUCCAAAGCGCUUGUGCUUGUUCCAGCAGUGGACGCUGAGGUACUCUCAAUGGUCCCCUUGAGAGAAAAACCAACCAAGAGAUAUGAACUUUCACAACGCAGAACUAGGAGACCCUUCUCUGUAUCAGAAGUAGAAGCACUUGUGGAAGCGGUUGAAACCCUUGGAGCUGGAAGAUGGCGUGACGUUAAAAUGCGUGCUUUUGAUGAUGCAAACCAUCGAACUUAUGUGGACUUGAAGGAUAAAUGGAAAACAUUGGUUCACACGGCGAGCAUCGCCCCUCAGCAAAGAAGGGGAGAGCCUGUGCCCCAAGAUCUUCUGGACCGAGUCCUGGCUGCACAUGCGUACUGGUCGCAGCAUCAAUCUAAGCAACAACAGGGGAAGCAUCAGAAGAGCUUGAUGUAAAGAAAGUUUAAUUAGGAAGAAAAUGUAGGUAAAAAAAAAAAAUUGUUGAUGUAAUAUGUAUUUAGUAAUCUUGAUUCAUUUGGCUCUCUUCUCUUUUUUUCAGGAAGGUGUAAAUUAUUUGGGAUUUGUAAUAAUAAUCAUAAUAAUAAUGGCAUUCUAAC
This is a messenger RNA of Cynara cardunculus var. scolymus (artichoke), 2543 nucleotides long. Its product is annotated as telomere repeat-binding protein 4-like. Gene Ontology annotation, molecular function: protein binding. The coding region runs from base 238 to 2382 and encodes 714 amino acids. The transcript is spliced from 9 exons. The record is from RefSeq and is a predicted model, not a curated record. Lineage: Eukaryota; Viridiplantae; Streptophyta; Magnoliopsida; Asterales; Asteraceae.